Molecule: messenger RNA, 460 nt
Organism: Adineta steineri
Lineage: Eukaryota; Metazoa; Rotifera; Eurotatoria; Adinetida; Adinetidae
Source: the annotation of a GenBank genome assembly
AAAAGCAUAUGCUUCAUAUCUUGAACAACAUAUGACAAGUGGUACACCGUAUAUUAAAGGUCUUUAUUAUCCAAUCAAUGAACGAAUUAAAGGUAUAAAAAAAGAUGAACUUAUAAAAUUAAUUCGACAAGCAGGGCAACUUAUUCUACAAGGAUUUUCAUUACCAGUACAACCUCGAGAGAAUUUAGCAGCUGAUGGACAAUUAUUUGUUGAAAUGUGUGAAAAAGAUAAAGAAUUUUGUACUUCAGUAACAACAAGAUCACCCCAUAAAAAAUUUAUAUGUUUAGAAUUUUGGGUAGAAGAUUUUGUACAUGAACAUAAUCAAUGGAAAGAUGGCGGUUAUAUUGAUAAUGGCCAAAAUAUUAGUUGUUCUUUUAAUCGUUCAUUAUUGAGACAAUUAAGAGAAAAAUAUGGUAUUAAACAUUAUUUUAAAAACUCUUCGAAACCAUUAAAAAUAUAA